This is a messenger RNA of Phasianus colchicus (ring-necked pheasant), 20052 nucleotides long. Lineage: Eukaryota; Metazoa; Chordata; Aves; Galliformes; Phasianidae. The record is from RefSeq and is a predicted model, not a curated record.
CCGGAGGGAGAUGCGGCGCCCAGCGAGCGCCCAGACCCGCGCCCGGCUGUGAGGAGCACGAGGUAAGGUACCGGCCGCGGAACGGCGCCCGGCGUGGGCUGCCCCGAGCCCGGGGAGCGCUGCGGGAGCCGCGCGUCCCCGUUUCUAUGGGGGAAACUUCCGAGGCUGAGCGCGGAGCCCCGCCGUUACGCAAUCCGGAGCCGCCUGGCAGCUGCUGCGCGCUCUAACUUUCACGGCGGAGAAGGGAAGAUGCGCACCGUGCGUGCCCGCACCGCCGCUUUCCGCCGGGAAGCAGCAGGGAGAGCCGGCGGCACGGCGCUGUGCGGGCGCGGAGCGCGGAGCCCAGCCUAGGAAGGGUCGCGAGGAGCUGCCGCCCCUCCUUCGCUCGGCGCCGAGAGAUCCCCGCGCAGCGCCCAACUUGCGGUGUGGCACUUCGGGGCAACCGGCCCCAAAACCGCCUCGCCUCAAGGCCACCAACGCCGUUCUGCGGGCGAGCGGUGCUGGGAGGCAGCUCCUCGCCCAGGAACGUGCCCUUAACGCUCCGAGCCCCUGUCACCAGCACCGCUCGAUGGGAGACGGGGUGGAAACGCAGCAGACGGGACGCCGAGCAUCGAGGUCAGGAGCUCCGAGCAGCGAGGGGUGCGGGCUGCACCGGGCGGUGGGGAGGCGGCGGGGGGACGCGGAGCAGCGGGGAACGCAGAGAGCGCAGCCUGAAGCUCGCACUGCCGUCCCCCAGGGCCUCGCCCCGGGCCCCAGUGCUGCCGUGGGAUGUGGAGGUGGUGGAGCGCUGGGUUUGACCUUGGGGGGCUCAGCUGCUGCGGGGAGGGUUCCGCUCCUGAGGUCUGUGGUCGGGAAGUUUGCACGGAGCUGAUUUUCCCACCCUUGAGCAGCGUUAUUUUUUUUCUAUGAAACAUUGGAAAGUAGUGAGGAAAGACAAAACGGGUCAUGCCUAAUAGAGAGAGGAGAUUCAUCCCUCUGCUUAAGUGUACGGUGGCGAUUACUGCCCGUAGUCACAGUGCUGACAGCAGUGCUGUAUGUAUCAAGGUUAAAAUCUCGCUGCUGGAUGAAGAACUCCUCGCUGAAAUCACAUGGCUGUCACCAUCCGAGCCAUGCGCUGCAUUUAAUGCAACACUGCAAACAAACACCUCUAGUAGAAACAACUGGUGUGGAGGAGAAGGAGCAUAUACCCCAGGAGAGGCCGAGGGGUGUCCUACCAGCCUGCCCCUGCCUUCCUCUCACUACAGCAAUUCUGUUCCCCAACUCCAAAAAGCAGGUGCAAGUUAAAAGCUGCAUUUUGUUCUGGCAUUACCAGUGCGCACAAGCAGCUCGGAUGGAGAUCAGUCAGAGCUCAGACAUCACUACUUUGUCACCCACAGCCCUGUUCCAUACACUGGUGGCACAGUCCUUGGCUUCAGUGGAAAUACACGAUGUACAUUGCUAAUCUGAGUGCUCCUAAUGAGCAGCUGUAAAAUAAAAUUACCGCCCUCGAGUUUAAGGUGCUGUUGCACUGCAUUUAAAGCAUACUGCUGCCCAGAAUGAGCUCACUGAAGAAGGCUGACACUAAAUAAGCUUUUUUUUUUUUUUUUUUUUUCCCCUGUUGGUAAGGACAUCACAAUGCCCUUGAUGGGAGAUGUGUUCUUUAGGGCUCCGUAAUUAUUAAUGCCGUAUAUAUUUUAAGAGGAUGCUCCAAAUGUUUGUAAUAUAGGGUGAAAGCAGUGCCUUUCCCCAGCCUGACCGCACACAGACAGAACCAAAAGGCAGCAGGGAGCAGCACCGUGGCUCAGUUACUUGCCAAGGGACAGCACUGCACCCUUCCCACUAAUGAAGCACACAAACAAGUAGCUCCUAAGAUCACCGCUGUGAUUCUUUCCCUUCCCAGUUAACUAUUUCAAUGUCAGAAGUCUUUUCUGUAUGACAGAUGCAGAGCAUUCGUAAUAAAUUUGGAGGCAGAUGAGCAGCUAAGUUGAUGCAGAUGAACGUGUACAGAGAGUUGAGCUGAGAGCCCCAGAGCCUGCACAGGCAGCAACCCAGCGUGUGAGCUGGCUCCUGGUGUGCACUACCAGGGACUGAACACUACUGGUCAGCACAACACUUCUGCUGCCAGAGACCCACAGACGACACAGGGAGACGUUAAUGUUUUGUUUAUCCUGUGCUGGAGAAUUUCAGAGCAACCAAACUCUGUGCUGUGGCCGAUGGGGGAGUGAGAGCUGGGGAAACCUAUCAGCUUGCCAAAAGCUAAGCUGUGCUAAGUGUAAGGAUACCUCUGCAAAGCAACAGAGCUGCGUAUCGCACGGCGGCUCCUUGCACAGCCACAGUCAACUUGGCAGGGAGAACUUAGGAUGUACAGUCAGAGAAUUCACCGUGCUUGGGGAAAUGACACACAAAGAAAGCUUGCUUCAAUCAGAUAUUGAAAAAGGUGUUGUUUCUUGCCUCGUGACAGCCACUAUUUGAAGCACUGCUGAAAAUCUAUGCAGGAUUAAAAAACACGUUAGCAACCAAUCUGUACCUGUUUUACAGCACAGUACUAACUUACAUCUUGCCUAUCUUUUUAGAUUCAGUAGGCUUGAAGAAAAUGAGACAGCAAACAUUAUAAGUAAAAAAAAACCUCAGUGUGGUGAAUGCCACAUUCAGCCUUUUGAGAAGUAGUGUUUGCUUUUAUUCUGCUCAGAACAAUGCAACCUAUGGACGUACACAGGUGCGACUCCCUGGGUACCAACAGUCAGUCCUAAACGAUUAUUGACUUCACAGAAGAUGAUCAGAGCAUUCUCUUAUUUUAGUGGCACAUCACCGCUUUGAAGUCAUUUGACUCCAAGGCUACAACUUUCAGGCAGAAAAUAGGUUCUCUGCUGGAUGAUCCCGUCAUACCUCAGAGUAGUUCCACUUGCUUGCAGAUUUGCAAUGCCCUCUGCCUUAAGUCACCUGCUUUCAAGUUAUGCACAGGAACAGCAGUCCCAUAAAGAUAUAUGUUGUAACAGUAACAACGCAGUGUUGCAUCAGCUGCUUUUGAUGUCCUCCUCUUUACCUACUUUUUUUUUUUCUAUCAGUGGCAAAAGGGAAUGGGCUGAUUUUAGUCCAGCAAUAAUUAUUGCAGCCAAAUCCAUGAUUUAAAUACAGAAACAUAGAAGGGAAUACGGGCCAUUUUUACUGCCUGAACAUCACGGGAUGAAUGUAAAAGGAGGCUCUGGAGGCUUCCAAGUCCUGCAGCACUUGGAUGCAGAUCUGAACUUCUUAAAUUCUCAUUACAAGAGGAGAUUUGGGGAGGUGCUGAGGUUCCACCACAUGCCCAGCUCCCAGAUCUGGGCAGUUUGCUGGCAAUGGCCUCAAACUCAGCCCACGCUGUGUUGAACAUCUCUGUAAUGCCACCUCCAUCUGCAUCUCUGAUGCUGCAGCCACCAAAAUUGAGCUGGAGCAGCCCAUCUGUAACCAGUUACAUGCUGUCAGGGAUUUAACUGUAUGGCUUAGAGUGGACAAGCUGUAUAUGAAAUGAGACUUUGGUAUUCACUGUCAAUACAGGAGUCCUGAAUAAAGCUACUCCUGCAGAGCCACUCCAGCUUGGUUCCUAAAAUCCUCUCCUAACAAACUCCAGUUUCACUGAACGAGUUCGAAAAAACUGCAGUCAGAUGGUGGACCCAAGAACACAAAUGCACAUGACUUCUGCAACCAAUUUACCAAAGACCUGAGGUCUUUUUCCUCUGUGUGCAUUUACUUCCAUUUGCCCUGGUGCAGAGAUUCCUUGCUAUUGGUACUGAAACACUACAGACCGAAUCCCAGCUUGAACUCACGUUCACGCUAUCCAUGGGGAAGAGAAGCAAGCAGCUACUGUUAUUUUUGCCCGUUCAUGAUUGCUGUGGCACAUUUGUUAUAAAACUAAACAGUUUUACCAACAAAAGCAAAGGCAGGUGAGCCUGUAUGGUGUGGAGAGAGGAAGAGUCAGCAGUUAACAAGAAGCAGAGCACAGAGCUGCCAUCAAAGCGCAGCAGUGAGGAGCGCCCACACCUGAGCUGCUCUUUAAGGAGUCCAUGAGGUCAGAGCUCCCAACCCAACCAAGCCCCUCAUGUUUGAACCAUGGCGUGACUUAAAAAAUAUUAAAAAAAGAGCCUCUAUCCUGCUUAAUAUAAAACUACCAUUGCAGGUUUAUAGCUUCAGGACUGCGUUGUGAAGUUAGAAUGUGGAAAGAGGUUUGGGGCUUGUUAGCUUCUGCUCUCCUUGGGAAAAGAAGGAAGAAGAGAGAAUUCAAUCAAAUCAAUAGCAUUUGUGAUUUAUAUGUAAAUAAGAAACAUUUACAGCAAGCCCAGUCUCCUUCAAAUCAUUAGUAAUUGGUUGUUCGUGCCCAUUUUGUUGUUACAUUCAUUAUUCUUUUCUGCAAAUACAGUCAGAUAUGAGGAGGGAGCUGCAAGUAAAGACAUUUGAGUUGUGGAUCACUUUAAUACAUUUUUGUGUAUCGAGGCCAUCAGGAAAUAAAAUACUGCAGUAUCUCUGAGAGCUGACAAAGGAACAGACAAAACAUCCCGAUGCUGAAGAGCAUAAUUCAGCAAGAAAUUAUGCUUGAACUGCCUUUUAACACCAAGAACACUGAUCCCUUCUAUAAGCUGGGCCUAAGUUGCUCCAUUCAAGGUGAAUCUGUGUCUUUUAGCAGUCCUAGCCGCGCGAGCUGGUGAGAAAAAUGUGUUAUAUUCCUGCAUUCACACUUUGUGUGAGUAUAAAAACACACAAAGCCCUGAUAAAAAUGAUGCAAAUUAUCUGACUAGUAGGCAAUUCUGGUGCCUAGAGCGUUAUUCAGGCAAUUCCGAUUAAUAAUAGGGGACUUCACAGCCGCAAUCCCACAUUCCAGAUAAGCAGAGUAUAUAACUCAAACUGACAAAGGGGCCAUAUAAAUAUCCCUAAAAGGAUCUUUAAUUAUUAUUUUAAUGCACUUCCUAAUCAUCCGUACCACAAAUAACCCAUCCUACAACACCAGAAUGUUUUGAAAGCUCUUCCUCCACGUUGUCUCACAGGUUCAUGAAGCCUGGAGGCAAUUUACAUCUCCACAACAUCCACGCAUGCUCACAUUGCUUUUCCCUUCAUUCUCCAUCCAGUUCUCCCCAUAUUGAACCAAAAUCAGUUUUUUCUUGUGAUCUGGAACACCUGUGCUGCCCACAGGCUCCACUCGUUCCGCAUUACUCACGUAGGAUGAGAAUUUGAGACUCUGGGGUUUGAGAUUUGGGGCUUUUGCAAUUCACGUUUGAAUUUAACACAGCUUCACCUCAGGUCAGAAUCGAGCUCUUCCCUCAAGUUAUUUCAGAAACAUUGUAGAACCAGCCUUCAUGAAAGAAAAUUUACACAGUACAGCAAUUAAGUAUCACUCUUCAGGUAGCCAGUGUUCAUUUUCGCACCAUCCUUUCCUGCUGCAGAAGUCAGACUGAUUUGUGUCCCUCUCUCCUUUCCCACCGUCAGCACACUCAGCUCUAACUGCACGCUAACAAUUUACAGCUACAGCAAAGCCAGAACCAGAACCUGCUUGAAACUAAAAGCUGUUCACAAGUGUCCUGCUCGGGAAGGUGAAAAUUACAUGGCAUGUAUUUCCCAGUGACAGCACUGGAGUGCAAGUACAAAUCUCCUAGACUGAUGUUAUUCAUCAAUUAAUACCCUGCUAAAGAUGUCAGGUUUUAGCCCUAAAUUACCCGACCACAUCCUCCAGCCCCGCUUCACACCCUCCUUACACUUAUCUGCAUGUAACCAUAAUCCAACCAGAAAGAGCUGGCAGUGCUCUGAUGCCUUGCAACUGCUGACCUCUGUCUGUCAUCUCCCAUUCGUAGCAGGCUGGAGCACAGCCCACACAACUGAUUUGCCCUGCAGUGAGGUUCCCAUCGCGUGGCACCCAACCCUCAUCCUGCAGAAGGGAGGACGUAAGGCUCAAAAUGGAGCUGGAAUCUGCUUCUCUCUUUCCAUCUUUAUCUGCCCAACAACAUUUGAAAAGCUAGGAUGAGAAAGAAGACAAACUGUAUUUGGUGUCGAUGCUUGCAGCCAAGGCGUUCCCAGUGCCCUGAGCCCAGAUGGCUCUCUCUGGAGGUCUGACCAUUUGGCAAACCCGUGGGCUGAGGCUGAGGAAGAGAACUGCUUUUUCCUGUCAUCAUUUGAUGCAUUUUAUCUUUUUGUUGUUUUUUUUCCCUCUGAACACCCACAAAAACUACCGAUGUUUACUGAGAACAAUUAAAGGUUUGCAUUAAACAAUAAUGCAGAUAAGGAACUGUCCUUAAGUUCCUAUUUUAACAGCUUGCUGCUUAAAUUAUUGAACAGAAACUGCCAUAGAAAUGAAAAACCCUUGCAGUGAGAGCACACUGGCUUUUGGACUCCUGGAAGACAGUACAGUAUAAGCAGAACUAUUUGCAAUUCUCCUAGCAACACAUCCUCAGCAACAUCCUUGUACUACGAAUAUCAGCUGUAAUGCUGAAAGAGUCGCACAGAUUUACAUGGGAAAAUAAUGCUAAUAAACCUUUCCCCAGAUUUUUAUAGUAGCAAUAGCUGCAUAAUACAUAAAGAAAAAUAAGCAUAAUUCUUGUAGUAGCGCUGUUAUUCUUUCCAGUACAGUAAAUUCUAGCAAAUGUUUGAUAUUGUAACAACUCUACGAAUGCUGUGAAUUGACAGGGAAUAUCUUUUGACGUUGAAUUUGUUCCAAUAUGAAGUAAAUAGUUAUUAACUAAAACCACGGGGGUCUGUAUUAUGUAAGUGCAAAUCUCCUAUUAGCAUUAAUAUUCACUGCACAAACAUCUUAAGGGAAAAUCCUGUACAUCUUAUUGUACGGGAUUUUAUCACCAUGGAUGGAUAACUCGAUCUGAUGCAUGUAACAAUAUAGGAAGCAUCAAAAAGUAAGAAUUAUUAAUAAACUGUCCUCAGAACACGCAGCAGACAUCACAAUUGUAGAAGAUAACAAACAUCAGUUUGUGCAUUCAGAGAAACUGUUUUGUCAGGGAAUUUUAAAGAGUUUAUCCUGCAACAUGUAACUUUUCUAUCUGAAAAUCCACAGGCUUCUUAUAUCAUAUAUUUUAUUUGUAGCCACUUAGCUGUAAAACUGAAGCUCACAAGAGCAUUUAAAGGCAUUUACAGUCCAUUUCAGCCAUUAGGUAGGAUAUUAUUUUUAUACAUCAUUGGUACAGAGCCUACCAGUGGGUGGGGGGAAAAGGGAAAAUCCAAUGCCACGUGAUCCUACACCAAAGGAAGACUUUCAAGGCAAUUAAGAAGCAGUCACGUCAUCACUGAAACGAGAUGAUCGAUAGAUAGAACAGUUCAGUUGGAACAGACCUGCAAAAACCAGAGUCCGACUGCCUGCUUGUUUCUGGAGAUUGUGCUAACAGCCAUCACAACGCUACCACAGGUCUUCAUCAAUAAUGUAGGUAGACAAUCUCAAAGCGUCUCCAGACCACAGAGUGAAAAACCCGAGCUAGGCAAUUGGUGGUAAUGCUCUGUAAUUCAUUGGAGUGGUACAAACUUCUCAAAACAGGAAGAUGAUCAGGCUACGGCAAUUUGCCCUCAGCUUGAUAAAAUACGGAAUAUAUGAAAGCAGCAAUAAGAAUGAAUUCAGCAUUGAGCAAUGACUAAGGAAGUUCAAGAGAGAAAAUUCAAGUUCAGUGCUUAAGGGGUUCAGAACAGAGUUUAAAAAAAAUAUUAGUUUGACAUUUACCAGCACUGCUAACUCUAUUAUUCUACAUGAACAAUUCUGAUAAAAGGAAGACAGACUGCUCUACCACGUCAGUUUUCUAUGUCAUAAGGCGUAGGGGUUUUUUCCCUAAUAGCCAUCUGUACUUUUUAAACCACAAAAAUGGGUCAGGCCUUAAAUGUAUCUGGAAGUCGUAUUUCAUCCUCAUACCUGCGUAUUAAACCUCUGUAAAAAUUGUAACGUGGAAAAAGCUUCUGCAAACAGCUACUAAUUAAUAAAUGGCUAGGAUGAUGAGCAUUUCCCAGUACAUUUCUUCCUUAUCAGUCCAGUUUUGCUCACCGGACUUUACUCAUUUAGCAUUCAGGUCACUGUCAUAUUAUUUUUUAAGUAACAACAUUAAUAACAGUGGAUUUCUUUGAAAAGAGUGAAAAUGCUCCUAAAAAAGGUGAAAUUCGUAAUGUGUGACAGUGGAAGAAAUAAAAACGUACCAUCAGAGGUAGCCUACUAAACUCAAAAUUAUGAAAAAUAUUCUGAUUACAUGUACAGUAUCUUGCUAUCACUGGUCUACAUAAUGGUACAUUUAGAGUCUACCAAGAAAAUAGGCUUCCAUCUUGUAUUAUAGUUACAGGAAGUCAAUCCGAGUUUCUUUCUAAUGUCCAUUUUAAUGAUGGAAAUAGAUUAGAGACCAUGUGUAUACUUAAAAGACAACUUAUAAAAUCAUUUUUGAAAAACAAAUAUAUAUUAUUAAAUGUUAUGAUGAUGCACAAAGACAGUAUGCAGGGCAGGAUUUCUCAUGAGGAAGUACAGCCUUCAGAAGCCAGAACAAGCUGCAUAUCACCAAUGACCUUUCCUAUAAAGUCCAAUCCUUUGAGUUAUUUUUUUCUUUAAGCUAUUAAAUACAUUCACAGACACCUUUGUGCUCUUCAUAUGUGCACACAAGUUUACAGCUACAUCUCACACAGUGCCUUUACAGGGCCUGAAAACACACAGAUCGGCAUCUCUGCUUGUCAGAUGCAUCUGGAAAUUGGGAAGUUGAAGUCCACACUGUUUAUUAAUACAUACUGCUGGGAACCCAUUUCACCACAUAACUUGAGGAGGAAAUCUAGGCAGUGUCUCUACAUGAAGGGUAGAAAGGGAGGCAUUUAUUUAGCUGAACAAUGAACGUGGUUUCCAUGACUUACCCUGAAGAUUCUGUGCAAACUUAAGGCUUCUCUGUGUACCAUUUUAUUACUAUCAUUUAAUAGUUUACCUCCAUUUUCAAACAUAAGGGAACCCUGCUUAGGUGUAAUCAACCAGGAAUUUAUAAACAAAUCCAGGCUAAAAACUGAAAAAUAAGCUCUGUGAUUAUUAAAUAUUUUGCUUUGCAAAUUGUGUCAUGCAAUCAGGGUUUGUUUAGAGUAAGUAUAGACAAAUAAUAGAAAUGUGUUAUCUCUGUUGGCAUCUGCAACUGGAAUGCAAAUCCAAAGCUCUUCUGAGCCUGGUGACAUUGUCAGCCAUCAAUGCUGCCAUACUUAAGCAAAUUCUGAAUCUCCAUCUCAGCAGUUCCCCAAAGUAACCAAAAAACCAUGCAGCUUGUAGCACAUUUUACAAUAGCCCGUUUUACAUAAACCAGCCUUUCCUUGUACUCCAUCAUACACCACGUUGAGUGAGGAGCAGCAGAAUCACAGAUAAGUGCGUGGAGGAAAGGAAACAAAUGAUACCGAGAUUUCCUUUUUCCAUUUACCAGACCAGGUCCAGGUCUGGUCAGGUCAACAUGCCAUGUUCCCGUUCCCCAUGAAAUCAUCCUGAAUUUUGGUACUAUAUUUAGUGGAAAGAAGGUGGACCUCCAGCACUGUGUGCUCUCAAAUACAAGUGGGAUGAUUAAACGUGACUCCCUAAAAAGUACAUUGUAUUGUCUAAGUAAACCAAGAUUGAAGCCAACACCUUGUCCAAAACAUCAAUGAAACAAACAAACAAAAGUAUUAUAUACACUUUUCUGUGUUAAAUAACCAACUCAAAAUCAACUCUUUGCUCAGUUGUUUUGCUUUCCAAUGUGCACAUACAGUUCACCUUGGAGACACAGAACUGAGCAAAAAUGUAGUUCUUUUGGUUGCUGUAAUUCUUAGUCACAGAUAUUGAUGAAAUUAUUAGUCCAAGAUACUAGAGCUCUAGAUUAGCUAAAUCAAUCAGGCCUGUGCUACUGAGAAAGAGAAACAAGCAUUUUGAAGAGUCAAUUAUUGGCUGCUGAAGGCAUGCUUAAAAUGAACUGCAGCACGAAUAGAGUGCCCUGUUUAUCUAUUUCUAUUCUGUAGAAUAUCACCAGGCUCCUGGUUUUGUCUGGGUUAGAGAUUCCAUUAAUUCUGCCUGUUAAGUCAUUCCAAACAGACCCAGGGAUCCACCAAGAUGAAGGGGUAAUGUAGUGUCCCAAAUAAUCUGAAAAUGGAGACAGUUUGGAUGUGAAGAACUAAUAAAAUAUCAAGCCAGUACUUGACAAUAAAUUUUGUGUUAUUUUACAGUAGGAUCCACUAGCAAAGUGCCAGCAAACCCACUACUCCAGGGAUGCUGAUUACUUUAAGGUAUCUCAAGUGAUGUCUGCUGUAAGUGACUUCCAGAUCUAACAACCAAUUUUUCUAAGUUUCUUUUAUAGGUAAAAACGUGUCCUCUUUUCAGUCAUAAUUCCUGUACUUCACCUGUAUUUCACGUUUUUCUACUACAUCAUUUCAUAUUUUGUAAAAGCAGUGCAAAAAGUCACCAAACAACUACUGGAUACAAUGGUUCUUGCAUUACUGUUAUUCAUUUUGAGGGCAAAUUUAUUGAUUUACCAGAUCGAGUUACGGAGGACUUGCUUCCAAUAUGUUUAUGAAAUUGCAGAGUUUUUCUUUUAACGCCAGCUUUUACAACAUAUCUUAGCCAUGACAGCAAAACAGCAGGCCGACGGCUGUACAGCUGUAUAUCUUAUUAAGCACUUCAAUAUUCAGUAAAGAAUUCUAAACUCCCACCUUUAGGUAGACAGGUGGACAUAUUUCUACCAUCACUACCUUUGGAAGAUUUGAACCAGUGGGAUUCUGUGUACAGAAUAUGUGUCAAAUAGUAUAAAUUCAAACAUUAAUGUAAUAACUUCUGCAAGCAUAAUAUAAUUAAGAGACCCCUAAACACUUAGUAUAGGAUACUAACAUUCUACAUACAGCACAACUGUACCCUUAAGAAGGAACAAAAAUUUCCUAAUAUUGCUAUGUAGUUCACUUUUUUCCUGCAAAAAUGUCUCCAUCUUCGUGUAUCACUUACUACAGGCACAGGGAUAGCUGACCUUACACUCAGAUGCCCCGGCACAAAGUAAGAGAUCACUGUGACACCAUAUUCAGCUUCAGUUUCAUCUUUAGGCCUCCCUCCAGCAGUUCCACUUUACAACCCUGUAACAGGAGGGGCUUGGUCAUGCUGGUUUCAUGCAUUAUGCUUACACGUAUCUAUGUAUUUAGUUUGAAAACUCACAUAUAGCAAUCUAAGAUCCCAUUAUUUGAAUGGCUACGUUCUGAAUUUUCUCCCUUUUUGUUCUCUUUAAGGACUUUCUUCUGCCUCACGCGGAUUCAGAUAGAAACCUACCCUUAAAAGGAGCACUUCUCACUCACUGCUACCUGAAUGUGACAAAUUAGGCAGAGAAAGGCAAACCACACAGAAUACCUCCUGUUUGCAAACAGCUUGAACUGGGGGAGCAAAAUGAUGAUAAAUAUUUAACUAAUGACACGUUUGCAGGAAACUUUUGCAGGCAAUUGGAUAACCCAGAAGCCCAACCUUGCAGUAUGUAGGUUGUCUGCCAUGCAUUCUUGAGUGUCUUUGUAACUCCUAGGGUUACAAUUACUUUAAAACAAACACCCAAACAAACCAUCAACAUUCAAUUUACCAUUGAAAAUGGCCUCUCUAUUAUGUUUUCUUAAAUUAAAACUAAUAUAGCCUAGUCAUAAGGAUUCACUCGAGAGCUGAUUUCGUAAAGCACACCCCAUUGUGGCAAUUAACUCUUCAAGCUGAAGAAUUUUAAUCAAAAGCGUAUUUCAGAUAUACCAUACCUGAAAGUCCCUAUACUCAUUUUAUAUUUUAGUCUGGGUCCCUCUGAAGGCACAUCAGUGUUGAAAUAGGAGAUAUGUGCAGAAUACCUGGAUUAAGUGAGAAUUUGCUAAUUCAGUAAAUUUCAGCGUUAGGGAGGAAUUUGUGCAAUAGGAGACUAAAAAUGACAACUUCAAAUGAAGUGUAAAAAUGAGGUCUUAACCAUCCAGUUACUACAGAUCCCACAUGAUCUGUGCAGAGAUAGAGCUGUUGGGGUUUUUUUUUUUUUUGCUCUGUGCUGUGUUAAGCAGUUGACAUCUUUUCAUCCUUGAGGAGGUGCUCAUAUUUCAAUAGAAGAUUAAGUCAUUGCUGUGACUCAUCACAGGGUUUUUUGUUGUUUUUUUUUCCCUUAUUUUUUAGUGCUUUAGGAUCUUUGGGGAUAAGAAGCUCUGUUACAAAGGUAUAUUAGUGCUUCUGGUUAAAGUGGGUUGUUUUGCAUUUGAAGCAAAAUUAAUUUACACACUGCUGACUUCUUCCACCAACUUCCUUAGAUCAUAAAGUUUACGCAUGCAGCAGUACCAACCACUUGCUGAUAAUUCAUCCACACCCAGACUGUAGGUUCAGCUGUGAGGUAGACUUAAAGAAAAUCCAGAUAAUGACAGCUGGAAUGAGAAAUUAGAGAACCCCCUCGCGAAGAUGCAGAUGUAUUACAUGGAGGAACCGAGAACAACUCACCUUGUAAGCGAGCAUACUGUAAAAAGCAAUGUCAGUUCAACACUUCUAGCAACAUCUAAUGUGAAAACCCGUGACUUAAUUAAGGGAAUGGAGCUAAAAGGGUUGAGGGUGCCGGGCAUUUCAGUCAGAACACGGGGACGCAGCUCACAUCUUGCAAGCUUUGUGAGUAACUGCUAUUUCUGUUGUAACAGAAGGCUUUUUCUUUUUGAACUGUUUUUAAUGCAGGCAUCAUGGUGAGUAAGGAGCCCAGCAAAUGCUUACUCACCACCUCGGAAAGCGAAGUUGAGCCCGCAGCUUCGCUCGCUUUGGAGAUGAAAUAUGCACUGGAUCCCAACCGGCAGAUAAAGAAACGCAACAAAGCCCUGCAGGUGAGAUUUAAGGAUAUCUGCGAGGCCCAGAACGAGCAGCGGGACAAGCAGCUCUCCACCACCCAGGAUACAGACAAAAGAGAAGCCAAGCCCGUUUCCUACAAAACGGCGUAUCGCAAGUACAUGACGGUGCCUGCCCGGAGGUCCAUCCCCAACGUCACCAAGAGCACAGGAGUUCAGACAUCCCCCGAUCUCAAGAAGUGUUACCAGACCUUUCCUUUGGACCGGAAAAAAGGGAAUAUCAUUAAAAGCGCCUCGGCUGUUGACACCUUUAAGAGUGAAAACAACGGCUUCCUGAUAGACAUUAAGGAGAAGGACAGCAGGAGCUCGGAGGACGGCAGUCAGUGGGGCAAGAAGGCCGGCAGCCUGCAGACGGCCGAGUUCAUCUCCCACGUGGGCGAGCGGGCGAGCGCGGGGCCCGGCGCAGCCUGGACCUGGCAGGGCGCUGAGCUGCACGGCUGCAGCCUCCUCGACGCGGCCGAGCCCGGCAAGGGCAAGCCGGGAGCCGAGGAGCCGGGCCAGCCCCUCCACGGGAGGGUGUUUAAGACGGAAGUGGCCACCGUCUACCUGCCGGCGGGCGGCCCGGACGCCUCGCAUCCCGAGCCCGACUGGUCGCUGUGCCCGGCGGGCGAGGAGGACAAAAAGAGGACCGUGCAUCUGAAUGGCGUGCAGGCCCAGGCGGGAGAUGCGGCCGCCUGCCCGUCGCAGGCGCAGUGCCGGGCCAGCGAAUGUAGCGAGCGGGGCCUGCAGGUGAACGCGGCGCCCAUGGAGGCUGCGCAGCCCUGCCAGGCUGCCGUCGCCCUGAGCGAGGAAUGCCAACAAAUCGUGCCUCACACGGAAGUUGUGGACUUGAAAGCGCAGCUUCAGAUGAUGGAAAAUUUGAUCAGCUCGAGUCAGGAAACCAUCAAAGUGUUGUUGGGUGUUAUACAGGAGCUAGAGAAAGGAGAAGCUCACAGAGAAGGGCUUUCAUAUCGGACCGGUCAAGACACGGCCAACUGCGACACGUGCAGGAACAGUGCAUGUAUCAUCUACAGUGUGGAAUUGGAUUUCAAGCAGCAAGAAGAUAAACUACAGCCAGUUUUGAGAAAACUUCAUCCUAUUGAGGAAACUCAGGUUGCACCUUUGCCUUAUUCUCAGGAGAGCUACUCCUCAACUCCCAAGCAAAAAUCCAAAACUGAAUCAAAAAAGCAUGGAAGAUGGAAACUCUGGUUCCUUUAACCAAGUCCAUUAACUGUGGAGUUCAAGGCCUUCUCUGAAAUAUAUUUGGAGUUCUGUCACUCAUCUCCAAGGGAUGUCGGUGCAUUGCUCCGUGUCACCGGCCCGUGCUGUUCUGACUACUGUGGCAGCGUUCAGUUCUCACCGUAUGUACCAAAAAGGCCUUUGUACCUACAAACUCAUGUUCAGAAGCAAGGGGUGAUGUGACACCUCGUCAGCUUUUAUUUGCGGUUCACCAAUGUGGGAUGUAAAACCUGAAUUGAAAUUUAUACUGAGAUGGAAAGGAAAACUAUUCCCUCCCCCUCCCUUAGAUCUGAGAGCAUCACAUUCUAACCUGUUAAAUCGUAGGCUGUCAUCCUGUACACAGCUAAAUAUCACUUUUGUUUUAAAGCCUUUUGGGGGUUUGGUUUAUUGUCUUUAAAUAACGAGGGGGGAAAAAAAGAAAAAAAGCAAGCAAGCCUUAUGUAUGCAGUGAUCUUCAGUUUUACAAAUCCAUGUUGAUUGGGGAGUGCAGUUUUCAGCACAUCUAUCCCGGACAAAGCACAAUUUUUCAUGUGGUCCAAGACCAUGAAUACUCUCUGAGAUGUGACUAUGUGUAUAUUUGCCUUCAUGUGUUGUAGACUUCAGCCAAGCUAUCACAUUUUGACAACGCACCAUCAGUUCUAAUUUAGCUGUGUCCUCACCACCAGGCAAACAAGGCUGCUGCCCGUCACCAGCAGGUGGGCAGUGAGAAAUGUCCCAAAUCAGGACAAGCCUUAACCACACCAAGCUGACAGGGUCAAGGCUACAGGACAAUAAGCCGUCCUAAAUCUCCCUUUUAAUCUUUUGCUGCCCCAAAGCUCUAAACGACACAUUCUGGCACAGAAAAAAAAAAAGACAACAAUCUGAAAAACACAAAACGAACAAUAAAAAGUUCUACGGAUUGCUGGCACUUGCCAUGAUUUAGUAUCUUUUUCUAAGGCAGUCUUUGGAAAACCUCUACAUUACUGCAGAAGGCACCAUAAAUUUUAUAGUAUGCAUUGUGCUGUGAAACCUGCCUGGAAGGAGCAGCAAUUUUAGAAGCUGUUUAUUUACCAAGCUGGGUUUCUCAACCAACACAUUACAAUUUAUACCCAUAUCUAUUAAUUGUACUAAGUGACCAGCACUCUCCUACGGAGGAAACGUUUGAUUAUUUUUCCUUUUUAUUCCUUCUUUUCACGUUGCUCUGAAUUAUAAACUGAAAAACGUUUCCUUUAAGUACUUGUUGCUGUCAUUAAGCUCAUAUCUACAACGACCACAUCUCACACUGGAAGUGGACAGGGACUGGGAAUACUGCUGUGUUGGGUCUUUUUUAAGAAGUCGUACGGAGUUACGUGGCAGUCUGCUUUACUAAGAUUUGCUUUUGAGAUUUCACACCCUGCAGCAUCACUGAGACAGGAAUUCCUUAGUCUAUAGGUGGUAGAAAUACCAUGAGUAGCAGAUGAGUUUGCACAUACUACCAAACUUGAAAUGUUUUCAUUGACACUGUUUUUUUUCUGAGCUCAACAUCCAGCCCGUAGCUACAAGAAAAUCUGAGGAGAAACACAUGCCUGUUUGCUACGGGGAAAAGGUAAGAAAAGGAAGUUAGAAUGGGAACAGACACGCAGAAGAUGUCAAUGUCCACCUCCAAAUGAAUUUCAGUGUGCUUAACUGAAAAGGUCACUUUGUAGGAAACUUCAAGAGGGCUACGAGUUCUUGUACGUACAUAGACAAUACCCUGAAAUACUCUGAAAGGUGAAGGAUCAAAUGAGGUGACCGGACCCUGUGUACCAGGAAAGAAGUGCAUUGUUUCACGAGGAAGAAGUGUGUUUCGUGUGUUUUAUAUCAUUUUUAAUUAAAGAUACAAAGCUGUUUACGAGGCAGCUCGCCUCACAUGCUCUAGAAACCCACCCAAUUACUUCCAAACAAGAAAAUCUCUGUUUUUUUUUCCCUAAAAUGAAAUAUCAAACAUGGGUAAAACAAAAAGACACAACGAUAUUCAGCAUUUCAAAAUAAUGCCAAUCAUUUACGAAUUUAUAUAAGCUAACGCGCCAUUUAAUUAAAGAAAUUAAAUCAAGCAUCUCACAGUGGCAACCAAUUACAAAUCGUUAGAGUCACCUCAUCAGCAGCUUUCCCCAUCAACCUGUUCUAAAUGUUCUCACGUGCAGGGACUGACACAAAGCUCAGCUGCUCCGUCUGCGGUUCUGCCUCGCUCAGAGCCCAGGGUUCUGUAUGCAUGUCACACCACGGAGGAAAUCUCACCGGUGGAACACGUGAGAGCUGCAAGGGAAGGUUCUCACGGCGUGUUCUGGACAUGUUCAGGCUAUUUUCUUAAAGAGUUGCAGAUUUUUAAUUUUUUACAUUUUUUUAAAAAAGGAAAAGCCGACAUGCAUCUAGUCUUGCUUAGACUUACAUACCGUGUUCUGUCCUACCAUACGAUGUAAUUUGUAAUAAAAUGUUUUUGCAAGUGUGUAAAAAGUAUCAUAUUGUAUUGCAUUUAGAACCACUCAGGCUCAGCCUAGGUAAGCAGAGAGAAUCCUCAUUCUUUAGAGCUUUUGUUAAACGUGACAUGAUGCUCUUUUCACCCUCGUGCAGAACACCUGAAACUCAGCUAUGAGGUGAUAGCAGAGAAAAAUACAUCUUCACUUUCAGUGUGGCACAUGACAUAGUUUUGCCAAAUUCACCGACAGCCCUUCCACACACUGAUUUGCUACAUGCACUUCUCUCAUAUCACGCUGAAACUAAUUUUUAGUCAAUAAAUACUGCAGUGACUUUAUAUUACUUGCUAUUUUCCGAGUCCGUAUCAUUGCCAUUAAGCAACAGUUCUUUGUUUUAUAACUACUAGGAAACACUAUUCAUGUACGUAUCACUUGUUUUCUUAAAGGAGGAUUAAAAAAAAAAAAAAUCACUGUAAAAACAGUUUAACAAUCAGGAUAAACUGAGAAAGAAAUCAUGAUUAAAACUGAAAAAUCCUACCAUCAGUACAAAGUGUUUGCUUUUUCUUGCUUCAGGUGCAAAACCGUCUGUGCUGGUCAUCUCACUCAGCGUGUUAAUGGUUCAUCAGGUAUUUAAAACGGGACAGAUUUGUUUCUCAGGAACACUUCCAACCCCAAACCACUGACAGCCCCAUUCCUUCAGCACCUGCGUGCACACACUGCACAUUGCUCCUGGAAUCUCUUAACCAGUUACUGUGCAAUUCUGUUCUUGUAGAAAGACAGAGACUGCAUUAUUUCAGCAGCCAUAACACAGAAGUGGGGCUUAUUAAUGUCACUGGAGAGCUGGAAAUGAGCUGCUGAGCAGUGAAGGUGCAUGCAGUUGGUUCAGAUAAGCACUGGCACCGCACAGCCCAGACCCAUUGGCUGCACUGGUGGUGUUACCAUUCUAAAGCAGCUUGAUAUCAGUGGCAGAACAAAACCAUUACCACCAUCCUCUUCAGUUUUCAUCACAGAAUCCUUAGAGGUGAAAGGGACAUUUUGUAAGUCCAACUCCCCUGCAAUGAACAGGGACACCACAGCUCCAGCAGGUUGCUGGCCUCAAAAGCCUCCAAGGAUGGGGCAUCCACCACAUCUCUGGGCAGCCUGGGCCAGUGGAACAGGUUGUGAAAUAAGUUUGCAACACCACUUCAAAUGCUUCCACAUGAAAAGAAAAUGUGCAAUUCAAUAAAGUAAAAAAUUUUACCCCCUAAUAGUCUAGUGAAGAAAAUGAAGUUUUCUGCUUAAUGCUUUGGAAUGCCAAGCAUUGUUAUCUGUGAAGUUUGGGUUUAGAAAGAUAAUUUACAUCCUCUAGCUUCAACUCAUAAACAAGGUGAGCUUCAGAACACUCUCCUGUGACCAUCAAUACCUCAAAUUUCACUUCUGGAAAGGCAUCCCUGACUUGAAAAGACAACAGACAGCAUCUACCACCAUCUAUUAUUUCAGUCUUCCCUCCUCACAUCAGUGCUGUGUUCUGCUGUUUUACACUUCUUGCUCCCAUGUUGUCAUCAGUUCCACUUCUUCCCUCUGCCCGGUGUCAUUUCCACCCUGCAGAGAUUCUCUCCCACCAUAUCUGAGCAGCACCUCUAAACCUUCCAUUAACAUCAGAUGGCUGAAGUGUAUCACAUUGAAACCUUUACUUUCUGAUCACUUUUGCGGCUCCUCACUUCUUGGUUUCACUGCAUUCUUUUCCAAAAUACGGCAGGAAAGAGAAGCUCCAUGGGAAACACUGCACCUACUGCUAGAGCCACAAAGUCCCCUCCUGCCCACUGCUCCCCUGUCACACAGCCCAAGGGAAUUUAAAGGUGUCACAGUGGGCGUUCAGCUGGCUUUUCACCAGAGACCCAAUGAUGUUCAGAGCUCCUCAGACACCCUCACAGCAGCACAGCCACUUCCUACCCCCCUCCAAGCUACAUCUUCACUCUAGCAAAAUGAAACGAUGCUUGUUCCACAAAGUAAAGGAACCACAGAUUGCACUGCACUGCUCAUCAAAGCCAGAGAUUAGUAAAGAGUGCGUCAGGAAUGGAGUCAGAAGGGACAAGAGAUUGUACAGGAGGCAAAAUUCUGCUCCUUCUGAUACCCGGGUCACUUACAAGGCCAAAAUUACCUUUUCAAAUUCUAACUGUUAGUAACCAGCUGUAGUUUUGAUGAGAAUUGUUAGAAGCUGUCUCUAGGUCUCACCUUUCUUGGGAAAAACUUGCACAGCAGCUCUGCUUCAGUUAGCAAACAGAUCGAGCAGAAUCACCCAAGUGAGACUUCCAGAAGAAAAACCACACUCCGAAAUAACAAGUACUAAAAUGGCAAUCUGACUUUUUUCAUCUUGAAAUCUAUUUGAUGUGCCAAGUGGGGAACAAACCCUAAUUUCCAAGUCCAUAAAUUCACUGCUUUCACUGAACCAGCCUGUGCAAGCAGCCAGAAGCACAAAAACCUUUAAAAGCUUUUUACCUGUAUUCACAUUGAAAUAUGGCAAAAGUUAACAAAAUUCUCUCUCAUUUCCUGAACCAAUGAGGAAUGCUGAGGAAUCCCACGGAGAAACAAAUCUCACCAUGUUUCCAUGUGGGUCCUCACAACACUGUAUGUGCCCACAUCCCUGCCUACUGCAAAGGACAGGAUUUGGUCAAGUGGGAACUACAGCCCAUUCACUUUUCCUCAACGUUUCUCCAAAAAAAGACAUACAAAACCCUAUCUGAAUGUUUUAAUGGGGAGAAAACUACUGUAAUUAUGUGCAGCAUCUGUAAUAGACUCUAAUUACACUGUCUCCUGCAACAGUAAAUUCAGUAUUCCUCUUACAUUAGCACAUACAGCAACCUGAAGCUAUGCUGAAGACUUCUGCUCACUAAUGCCAAAGAACAUCACACACACAGCACAUCUCCAGCCCCACAAGCACUGGCACCCAGCAAGUAAUUUAAAUGGGAACAAUAUCUAGAAAGCAAAUGCCUUCAGUAUUUAUCCUUAGCGAUCACACAGUUCAGGCAUCCCAUGAGGCACUGAAAUUAGAAUCAAGUUCCAAAUAUGAACAAGACUGCUGCUCUCAUUUGCCAGUGCUAAUCAAAGCAGGACCCAAGCAGGUAGGUAGUUCUCUUCUAGAGAAGUAAACAUCAGCUCUUCAGUUGAAGAUGACAUUGCUACUGCUUCAAGGUGAAAACAUGCCAACUGCUGAAUGCCAGUAUUUACACAAGAAGCAAAUUGCAUAUGCACAUGCCCUGAUUUUAUUGCUUAUGAAAAAGUUAUUAUUUCAACUAUGCUUCUAUGGUAUCGCUCAUCUUUAAACUCCUUCCUUCUUCUCAUCCUGCAGGAGCAAUUCUCCAAUACGAAUUUUGGGUAAAACAAUUCUGGUAGUGAUAAAAGAAAAGGCAUAAUUUCAACCUGACUCUAACCCAGAAUCCAAGCAGCUCGAAUGCAGAACACGAGGUCAGCCAUUCAGAGAGAUGGAAAACCCAGUUUGACCAGAACUCUUCCUGUCCCCUUACACAUGCUACACACAAACUACAAGCCAAUGCUCUACUGCUUACUGAACACACACAGUUACAGAAGGUUUUGAUUGCUUUGGAUCACUUGGGAUUCAAAUCCUAUUACAUUCAGGUACAGAAAGAUGUGACAAAGGUAUUUAAGUUUA